This is a messenger RNA of Populus euphratica (Euphrates poplar), 2098 nucleotides long. Its product is annotated as probable transporter mch1. Bases 152 to 1846 code for a protein of 564 amino acids. Lineage: Eukaryota; Viridiplantae; Streptophyta; Magnoliopsida; Malpighiales; Salicaceae. The transcript has 4 exons. Gene Ontology annotation, cellular component: membrane. The record is from RefSeq and is a predicted model, not a curated record.
GUCGUCAAAGAAAAAAAUCCUCCUUAUAUAUACAUGCCCCUGUGUGCCCGAGCUUCAAAGCAAGCACUUUAGGUUCUUUCUUUCUUUCUGCCAAUCAAUUUCUUUUGAGGUAUCUAAGGCUGGUAGACAGGUUAAGAUUUAGAUUGGAUUGAUGGGUUUUCAUCAAACCUCUUCAAUUUCUUUCUCAGCUACAAAAUGGCUAGGCUUUGUGACUGCCGUUUGGGUCCAAGCUAUUUCAGGCAACAACUACACCUUCUCAAACUAUUCUGAUGCGCUUAAAUCUCUAAUGAACUUGACCCAACUUGAACUCAACAAUUUAUCUGUUGCUAAAGAUGUUGGCAAGGCCUUUGGUUUGCUUGCUGGUCUUGCUUCUGAUCGUUUGCCUACUCCUGUUAUUCUUCUUAUUGGUUCAAUUGAAGGUCUUAUUGGUUAUGGUACUCAAUGGCUUGUUGUUAGUGGGAGAAUUCAACCUCUCCCUUAUUGGCAGAUGUGCAUCUUCCUAUGUCUAGGAGGAAACAGCACUACAUGGAUGAACACGGCGGUUUUAGUAACCUGCAUCCGCAACUUCCGCCGCAACCGUGGCCCUGUCUCUGGAAUCUUGAAGGGCUAUGUUGGUCUAAGCACUGCUAUAUUCACCGACCUGUGUGCAGCUCUAUUUGCAGAUGACCCUGCAAAGUUUCUCAUAAUGCUUUCCGUCAUCCCCUUUGCUGUCUGUCUCACCGCCAUCGUUUUCCUCCGAGAAACCCCACCUGCCGCUACUAUAGAGGAAGAAAAAGAAGAAAGCAAAUACUUCAAUAUCUUCAACGCUGUUGCUGUUAUUGUGGCUGUUUAUUUAAUGGCUUACGGUUUUAUUCCAAAUCCUAGCCAUGCUAUUUCAUUGGCGUUCUCGGUUAUAUUGCUCGUUCUUUUAGCUUCUCCAUUAGCAGCUCCAGUUCAUGCUUUUAUUAAAAGCUGGACUUUGAACCGGUUCAAGAACCAAGCGGAUGUUGAAAGGCAAAUUCAAGAACCUUUAUUGAUAGAAAAGAAAACCCAGGAGGAGAUUCAAGAAAAGCCCGCUGAAGAGUCUGCUUCAGCAGUGGUGGAGCAACCGCACGCUUUAGAGGAGGAGAAGGCAGCUGUGGAGGUAAAGAGGAGGCCGGUGAUUGGAGAGGAUCAUACACUUUUUGAGGCAAUGUGGACCGUUGAUUUUUGGAUUCUGUUCUUGUCUUUCCUUUGUGGGGUUGGCACAGGUUUGGCUGUGAUGAACAAUAUGGGACAGAUUGGCUUGGCUCUCGGAUAUGCUGACGUUUCUCUUUUCAUUUCCUUGACAAGUAUCUGGGGAUUCUUUGGAAGGAUUGUUUCUGGCUCGGUGUCUGAGUACUACAUCAAGAAAGCUGGAAUACCAAGGCCUCUUUGGAAUGCAGCAUCUCAGAUUUUAAUGGCUGUUGGCUACAUCCUCAUGGCUGUGGCUUUGCCUGGGUCGCUAUACGUCGGUUCGAUAGUCGUUGGUAUCUGCUACGGAGUUCGUUUAGCUGUCUCAGUCCCGACAGCCUCCGAACUAUUUGGUCUCAAGUAUUUUGGUCUGAUAUACAACAUCUUAAUCCUCAAUCUUCCUCUGGGCUCCUUCCUAUUUUCUGGUCUGCUUGCUGGAUUUUUAUACGACGCAGAAGCUACCCCAGCACCAGGAGGUGGCAAUACUUGUGUUGGUGCCCAUUGUUAUAGACUUGUUUUCAUCAUCAUGGCCAUUGCAUGUGUCAUUGGGUUUGGUUUGGAUGUUCUUCUGGGAAUCAGAACAAAGAAGAUUUAUAACAGGAUCUACAUGAGCAGAAGAUCAAAGAAAUUGGCUGCAGCAUCCAAUCUGCAAUGAUAUGAAAUUACUUGGAGCUGCGAGAUAAAAAAUAAAAAAUAUAUAUGGUGGGAUUGAAGGGCUUCUGCCCAAUGACAUCCAAAGUUCAUCAUCUGUUGGUCAAUUUAUUUUUGGUUAAAAAGUAAAUUGCACAAUCGAAUUUUCCAAUAUGGUCUGAUUUGUAUUCUAAGUAGACGGUGUGCAAGCAAUUUUGUUCAAGAUUGUAAUUUCAUUUUUUCCCAUGUUAAUCAAUCAUGAUUAUUAUUACAUGGA